UUAAAACUUUGAACUUUUAGUCAAUAGCUUUCUCUCUGUCUGUCUGGGGUUGUGACACUGGGGUCUCUCAGGGGCAGAGCUGGAGUCGUGGACUCCAGCGUCCCGAGGAGUGAAGAGAGCAGGGGCCUCGAACCUGUUGGUCUAGAAAAGGAGGCAGCUCCAGCCUGGCUUUCUGGGUCUGAGGGAGGAGGGGUCUGGGGCCAAACUUCCAGGCUUCUGCCCUUCCUGGCAACGCCCCCCCCAGGGCCGGGCUUCCAGGAUCCAACCCCUAUUUAUGGGCUGACUCCACGGCCUCAACCCUGACUCUGGAGGUGGAAAGAGGCACCGAGCGAGUGACAGCGAGAGAAGGACAGAGCAGAAUGGCCACGGGAACGCGCUAUGCCGGGAAGGUGGUGGUCGUGACAGGGGGCGGGCGCGGCAUCGGAGCCGGGAUUGUGAGAGCCUUCGUGCAAAGCGGGGCUCAAGUGGUCAUCUGUGACAAAGAUGAGUCUGGGGGCCGGGCCCUGGAGCAAGAGCUUGCUGGAACUCUCUUUCUUCCAUGUGAUGUGACUCAGGAGGAAGAUAUGAGGGACCUCAUUUCUGAGACCAUCCGCCGAUUUGGCCGCCUGGAUUGUGUGGUCAACAACGCUGGCUACCAUCCGCCUCCACAGUGGCCCGAGGAGACCUCUGCCCAGGGCUUCCGGCAGCUGCUAGAGGUGAACCUGCUGGGGAUGUACACCCUGACCAAGCUUGCCCUCCCCCACCUGCGGAAGAGCCAGGGGAACAUCAUCAACAUCUCCAGUCUGGUCGGGGCCAUUGGCCAGGUCCAGGCAGUUCCCUAUGUGGCCACCAAGGGGGCGGUAACAGCCAUGACCAAAGCCUUGGCCCUGGAUGAGAGUCAAUAUGGCGUCCGGGUCAACUGUAUCUCCCCGGGAAACAUCUGGACCCCACUGUGGGAGGAGCUGGCCGCCGCCACGCCUGACCCCACAGCCACAAUCCGAGAAGGCAUACUGGCCCAGCCCCUGGGUCGCAUGGGCCAGCCAGCCGACGUGGGAGCGGCAGCCGUGUUCCUGGCCUCUGAGGCCAACUUCUGCACUGGGACUGAGCUGUUUGUGACCGGGGGUGCAGAGCUGGGGUACGGGUGCAAGGCCAUUCCCGGCACCCCCUUGGAGCCCCCCACCAACCCUUCCUGAUUUCUCACGUUUCCACUUGGGCCUUCCUAACUAGGACUCCCAAAUUUCAGCCUCGACCCACCUGCUUCUUAGAUUGCACACCCCAACUCUAGACAUUAAGUCCACUAACCAACGUGCCAAACCACCCCCCGCAGGUUCCCAUAAAAGUAGUUUGCAGCCAGAAGGAA
Felis catus (domestic cat) is the source of this 1339-nucleotide messenger RNA. It is a transcript of the gene HSD17B14, whose product is annotated as hydroxysteroid 17-beta dehydrogenase 14. The transcript is spliced from 9 exons. Gene Ontology annotation, biological process: steroid catabolic process. Gene Ontology annotation, molecular function: estradiol 17-beta-dehydrogenase [NAD(P)+] activity. NCBI's taxonomy places the organism in Eukaryota, Metazoa, Chordata, Mammalia, Carnivora, Felidae. Gene Ontology annotation, cellular component: cytosol. The record is from RefSeq and is a predicted model, not a curated record. Bases 360 to 1172 code for a protein of 270 amino acids.